Molecule: messenger RNA, 4049 nt
Organism: Phodopus roborovskii (desert hamster)
Lineage: Eukaryota; Metazoa; Chordata; Mammalia; Rodentia; Cricetidae
Gene: Plekha6
Product: pleckstrin homology domain containing A6
Exons: 28
Coding region: 241-3978 (1245 amino acids)
Molecular function (GO): protein binding
Source: RefSeq, a predicted model, not a curated record
GGGGGCAGGAGGUGUCUGGGGCUGGGCUCCGCCAGGGUUAAGUGCCCGCCCGUCCCCGGCUGGCGGCCAGCUCGCCUUCCUCGGGAGGCCGGAGUCACCGCCCGGGGACCGGGACCCGGACCACACCGGACCCCCUUCCCCCAUCGCCGCCUCUAGGAGGCGCAGAAAGUGGGGGCGCCAGCCUGGCGCGGGGGGCGGGCGCGGAGAGCCAGAGGGGCUGCGGGGACACCGAGAUGGCCGAUGAGAUCGACUGGCUCGACCUGCCAGGCCGAUGGACCUACGGAGUGGAUCGCGGCGGGAGAAUCUUCUUCAUCAAUGAUGAGGAGAAGUCAACCAGCUGGGUGCACCCUGGUACGGACACAGCCAUCCAGAGUGGAUACGCCUCCAGCCCAGGUUUGCCUAAGGGCUGGGAGAUGGAUUCAACCCCGGAAGGAGCUGUAUACUUCAUCAAGUGACCACAAUGGAAGACGCAACACAUUUCAACACCCAGUGACUGGCCAGGUCCCAGAGGAGAACAAAAAGUUUAACUUGAAAAUAUCGGCCUUGGACAUGUCCAACAAAGCAGGUGGGAAACGUUCUGGUACCGUCACGGAGAACUCCAACAUCAGGAUGGUAUCGGAGGAUCCUCCAGAGCGGCCCAACAUCCGGGCGACUCGAACUUCCCGAAAAGCCAUUGCCUUUGGUAAGCGCUCACACUCCAUGAAACGGAACCCCAAUGCCCCUGUCACCAAAGCUGGCUGGCUCUUCAAGCAGGCCAGCUCAGGGGUCAAACAAUGGAACAAGCGCUGGUUUGUGCUGGUCGAUCGCUGCCUCUUUUACUACAAAGAUGAGAAGGAGGAGAGCAUCCUGGGCAGCAUCCCCCUGCUGAGCUUCCGGGUUGCCUCUGUGCAGCCCUCAGACAACAUCAGCCGGAAGCACACGUUUAAGGUGACUGUUUACUGGGUAGAUGAGGCCGAGGCCAGUCCCACGCACUGCCUCUCCCCACAGGCCGAGCACGCUGGGGUCCGCACCUACUUCUUCAGUGCCGAGAGCCCUGAGGAGCAGGAGGCCUGGAUCCAGGCCAUGGGCGAGGCUGCUCGGGUACAGAUCCCUCCAGCCCAGAAGUCAGCGCCUCAGCCUGCGCGGCCCAGCCAGGAGAAGCCAGACUCAGAGAACAUCCCGCCCAGCAAAGUUCAUCAGCAGCCGCCUCACAACAGCAUCACCAAGCCAGAGCCCGAGGCCAAGACUCGAGGGGAAGGGGACGGCAGAGGCUGUGAGAAGGCCGAGCGAAGGCCUGAGAGGCCCCAAGUCAAGAAAGAGCCUCUAGUGAAAGCCAACGGCCUCCCGCCUGGACCCGAACCAGCCUCAGAGCCUGGCAGUCCUUACCCUGAUGGCCCGAGGGUCCCGGGAGGUGGGGAGCAGCCCACCCAGCCCAAUGGCUGGCAGUAUAGCUCCCCAAGUCGACCAGGGAGCAUGGCUUUCCCACCUCAUGAUGGGGACAGUGGGGGACACCGGCGGAGCUUUCCACCACGAAAUGACCCUGACAAAAUUGCCCAACGCAAAAGCUCCAUGAACCAGCUUCAGCAGUGGGUGAACGUACGCCGAGGAGCACCUCCACCCGAAGACCUUCGGAGUCCUUCCAGGUUCUACCCUGUAUCCCGCCGAGUCCCUGAGUAUUACAGCCCCUACUCCUCCCAGUACCCCGAGGAUUACCAGUACUAUCCACCAGGCGUGCGGCCAGACAGCAUCUGCUCCAUGCCAGCCUACGACAGGAUUAGUCCACCCUGGGCCCUGGAGGACAAGCGGCACUCCUUCCGUAAUGGGGGUGGACCCACUUACCAGCUUCGCGAAUGGAAGGAGCCGGCCGGCUACGGGCGCCAGGAUGGCACCGUUUGGAUCCCCAGCCCCUCCCGACAGCCAGUCUAUUACGAUGAGCUAGAUGCCGCCUCUGCCUCCCUGCGACGCCUGUCCUUGCAGCCCCGUUCCCACUCUGUGCCCCGCUCACCCAGCCAGGGCUCCUACAGUCGUGCCCGAAUCUACUCCCCCGUGCGUUCGCCCAGUGCCCGCUUUGAUCGGCUGCCGCCUCGCAGUGAGGACAUCUACGCGGACCCUGCUGCCUAUGUGAUGAGGCGAUCCAUCAGCUCCCCAAAGUAUGAUUACCUGGGAGACAGGCGGCCAGUCCCUGCAGGACUGUUCCCCUACAACUACCCACCAUCCCCCACGGUUCACGAUAAGAUGGAUGACCUUUUAGAUCUUCAGUUGCAAAGAAACCUAGAGUAUUUGGACCAGCAGAUGAGUGAGAGCGAGACUCUCAUCAGUAUGGUGAACCGCAUGGUGGAGAGCUCCUCCCCCAGGGCCCAACUCUUCAUGCAAGUCCCUGCAUACCCAGAGGUGUUCCGGGACGGCCUCCACACCUUCAAGUUAAACGAGCAAGACACGGAUAAGCUGCUGGGCAAGCUGUGCGAGCAGAGCAAGGUGGUGAGGGAGCAGGAUCAGCUGGUGCAGCAAUUGCGAGCAGAGAAGGAGAGCCUGGAAAGUGCCUUGAUGGGGACCCACCAGGAGCUGGAGAUGUUUGGGAACCAGCCUGCCUACCCGGAGAAGCUGCUGCACAAGAAGGAGUCUCUGCAAAACCAGCUCAUCAACAUCCGGGUGGAGCUGUCGCAGGCCACCACGGCCCUGACCAACAGCACAAUGGUGUAUGAGAACCUUGUGUCUGAAGUCUCGGCUCUGCACGACGACCUCUGGGAACAGCUCAACUUGGACAUCCAGAAUGAGGUGCUCAAUCGGCAAAUUCAGAAGGAGAUCUGGAGGAUCCAAGAUGUCAUGGAAGGGCUUCGGAAGAACAACCCGUCCCGGGGCACGGACACAGCCAAGCACAGGGGAGGACUCGGCCCCUCAGCCACCUGCACCUCCAACAGCCCAGCCAGCCCUCUCAGCUCUGCCAGCCUUACCAGUCCCCUGAGUCCCUUUUCAAUGGUGUCUGGUUCUCAGGGAUCUCCAACCAAGCCAGGGUCCAGCGAGACCAAAACAGGCUAUGAGCCAAACAAGAAAGACCCCGAUCUGACAUCACCCCUGGACACGGCCAGAGAUAUCAGCCUCGUGCCCACCAGACAAGAGCCGGAGGCAGAGAAGCAGGCAGCUCUCAACAAAGUUGGCAUCGUGCCCCCUCGGACGAAAUCCCCUGCUGAAGAAGAGAUGAUUCCAUCAGCAGUGGUGAGGAGGGCCACCCAUGGCCUCACCAAUGGCCUGUCCUCACGGCAAGAACGCCCCAAGAGUGCUGUAUUCUCUGGAGAGGGCAAGGUGAAGAUGAGCGUGGAGGAGCAGAUCGACCGCAUGCGGCGGCAUCAGAGCGGCUCCAUGAAGGAAAAGCGGAGGAGCCUGCAGCUCCCAGCCAGCCCAGCCCCGGAACCUAGCACCCGGCCUGCCUACAAAGUGGUGCGCCGUCACCGAAGCAUCCACGAAGUAGACAUCUCCAACCUGGAGGCAGCCCUGAGGGCUGAGGAACCUGGUGGCCAGGCCUAUGAGACGCCACGGGAGGAAAUUGCUCGGCUUCGCAAGAUGGAGCUGGAGCCCCAGCACUACGAUGUGGACAUCAAUAAGGAGCUCUCCACUCCAGACAAAGUUCUCAUUCCUGAACGGUACAUUGACCUGGAACCAGACACUCCCUUGAGCCCUGAGGAGUUGAAGGAGAAGCAGAAGAAAGUAGAGAGGAUCAAAACGCUCAUUGCCAAAUCCAGUAUGCAGAACGUGGUGCCCAUCGGCGAGGGGGACUCUGUGGACGUGCCCCAGGACUCAGAGAACCAGCUGCAGGAGCAGGAGAGGCGGAUUGAAAUCUCCUGUGCCCUGGCGACCGAGGCCUCCCGCAGGGGCCGCAUGCUGUCUGUGCAAUGUGCCACCCCAAGCCCUCCCACCUCCCCAGCUUCCCCGACUCCACCAGCCAACCCCCUAUCGUCUGAACGCCCACGGGGCGCCGACAGCAGCCAUACCAUGCGGGUCUGAGCUCUGACUGCUAGCCCUGGCUGAGGCCAACGCUGCGAAGCUCCACAGGGCCACCUUCUGACAGCACACCC